This is a messenger RNA of Sphenostylis stenocarpa, 1383 nucleotides long. Lineage: Eukaryota; Viridiplantae; Streptophyta; Magnoliopsida; Fabales; Fabaceae. The record is from the annotation of a GenBank genome assembly.
AUGCUGGAAUUGCUGAAUCGGGUAGCGUUGAAGCUGCGGAAAAAUCGUACCGCGAUGGUGGACGAAGAGAAGGAGGAGAAAGAGGUACUUUGGAGUAAGAAGGUGCAGAGCCAAAAGGAAUACGUGCGUUUUGAGAGUUAUGAGAUGAGAGAGGGGGUUUGGGCUUUUAUAUUGGGUAUUGUAGAUUCUUGCCUGUGCCUUGUUGCAAUGUUGUGUCUGGUAGUGUUGCUUGUGUUUCUUCCCCCUCUCAGAGGGGAACCAAUGUGCGAGACCAUGUCAUGCGGUAAAAUCAAAAUUCAGUUUCCAUUUGGUUUGAAACAAACUCGAAUUCAAUCUGAAAGUUCUGGUCGGUGUAGCCAUCCGAGAUUCCAACUUUCCUGCGACAACCGGAACAGAACCAUUCUGAGCCUCGCAGGUUCGGGGGAUUUGGUGGUGAAAAGCAUAAACUACAGGGCCCAAACCGUUAAGGUGAACGACCCCGAAGGUUGUCUCCCGAGACGUUUUAUGCACAAUUUGAGCCUUUCCCUGCAUCCACCGUUUACGUUUGACGCAACUCUUUACGACCUAACUUUCCUUCGUUGUCCUUCCAACAUAACGCACUCCAUUCCAUUCCCACCAAUUUCAUGCCUCCAGACCAACUCCUCCUCGGUGACAUUCUCCUGGUGGCUUCUUAAUGACACAUCACCGUGGCGUGAUGAGUGUGAGGUGAUAUCGUCGGCUUUUGUUCCAAUUCCAAAUCCAGACAGUACGUCGUUUUUUACGCCCGAUCUCAACCAGGAUGUCGUGUUGAAGUGGAACGAGCCCGCGUGUGGGGAUUGUGCUGGUCGUGGCCAGGUAUGUGGGUAUAUCGGUGACACCAAAACUUUCCAAGUUGGAUGUUUCUUCCCUGCUCCUGACCAAAUCCAAGGUCUUUCAAGAAGCGCCAAAUAUGGCUUAACGAUCGGAGUGGGAAUACCUGGACUCCUAUGUUUAACUGGGCUUUGCUGCUUUAUAUGUAGUAAAUUCGAUGUGUACACACAUGGUCACCGGGCCAGGCCCAGCACGGAGCUUCCGAACUCAAUUGCAACCGUUCCACGCUCCUUGUUAAUAACGGGCCUUAAUGGGCCGGAAAUUGAAAAACUCCCCAAGACUCUUAUUGGUGACAGUGGGCGCAUACCGAAUUCGAACGAUAACACGUGUCCAAUAUGUCUCUCAGAAUACGAGCCCAAAGAGACUCUGAGAACCAUACCUACGUGCAACCAUUAUUUUCAUGCACACUGCAUAGACGAGUGGCUGAAGAUGAAUGCCACGUGUCCAUUAUGCAGAAAUCCACCGGAUUCUUCUUCUAACGUUACCCCUUAUUCUUACUCUUCAGCAUCAUCUAUCAAUUCACCUUUGCCAUAG